Molecule: messenger RNA, 2166 nt
Organism: Carlito syrichta (Philippine tarsier)
Lineage: Eukaryota; Metazoa; Chordata; Mammalia; Primates; Tarsiidae
Product: neurotrypsin
Exons: 9
Coding region: 54-1655 (533 amino acids)
Biological process (GO): proteolysis
Cellular component (GO): membrane
Molecular function (GO): serine-type endopeptidase activity
Source: RefSeq, a predicted model, not a curated record
GCAUUGCCAAAGCAUGGAAUCAGGCAUAUUUUGGGGAAGGAUCUGGCCCAGUAAUGUUGGAUGAAGUACGCUGCACUGGGAAUGAGCUGUCAAUUGAGCAAUGUCCGAAGAGUUCCUGGGGAGAGCAUAACUGUGGCCAUAAAGAAGAUGCUGGAGUGUCCUGUACCCCUCUAAUAGAUGGGGUCAUCAGACUUGCAGGCGGGAAAGGCAGCCAUGAGGGUCAUUUGGAGGUGUAUUACAGGGGACAGUGGGGGACUGUCUGUGAUGAUGGCUGGACUGAGCUGAAUACAUACGUGGUUUGUCGGCAGCUGGGAUUUAAAUAUGGUAAACAAGCCUCUGCAAACCAUUUUGAAGAAAGCACAGGGCCCAUAUGGUUGGAUGAUGUCAGCUGCUCAGGAAAGGAAACCAGCUUUCUUCAGUGUUCCAGGAGACAAUGGGGAAGGCAUGACUGCAGCCAUCGGGAAGAUGUUGGAAUUGCCUGCUACCCUGGCAGCGAUGGACACAGACUCUCUCUGGGUUUUCCUGUCAGACUGAUGGAUGGAGAAAAUAAGAAAGAAGGACGAGUGGAGGUUUUUAUCAAUGGCCAAUGGGGAACAAUCUGUGAUGACGGAUGGACUGAUAAGGAUGCAGCUGUGAUCUGUCGACAGCUUGGCUAUAAGGGUCCUGCCCGAGCAAGAACCAUGGCUUAUUUUGGGGAAGGAAAAGGACCCAUUCACAUGGAUAAUGUGAAGUGUACAGGAAAUGAGAGGUCCUUGGCUGACUGUAUCAAGCAAGAUAUUGGAAGACACAACUGCCGCCACAGUGAAGAUGCAGGAGUUAUUUGUGAUUAUUUUGGCAAAAAAGCAUCAGGUAACAGUAAUAAAGGGUCUCUCUCAUCUGUUUGUGGCUUGAGAUUACUACACCGUCGGCAGAAGCGUAUCAUUGGUGGGAAAAAUUCUUUAAGGGGCGGUUGGCCUUGGCAGGUUUCCCUUCGGCUGAAGUCAUCCUAUAGAGAUGGCAGGCUUCUCUGUGGCGCUACGCUCCUGAGUAGCUGCUGGGUCCUUACAGCAGCGCACUGUUUCAAGAGGUAUGGGAACAGCACAAGGAACUAUGCUGUUCGGGUUGGGGAUUAUCACACUCUGGUGCUGGAAGAGUUUGAAGAAGAAAUUGGAGUUCAACAGAUUGUGAUUCACCGGGACUAUCGACCUGACAGCAGUGACUAUGACAUUGCCCUCGUUCGAUUACAAGGGCCAGAAGAGCAAUGUGCCAGAUUCAGCAGCCAUGUUUUACCCGCCUGUUUACCACUCUGGAGAGAGAGGCCACAGAAAACGGCCUCCAAUUGUUACAUAACAGGAUGGGGAGACACAGGACGAGCCUACUCAAGAACACUACAACAAGCAGCCAUCCCCUUACUUCCUAAGAGGCUUUGUGAAGAACGCUAUAAGGGUCGGUUUACAGGGAGAAUGCUCUGUGCUGGAAACCUCCGUGAACACAAACGCGUGGACAGCUGCCAGGGAGACAGUGGAGGACCCCUCAUGUGUGAACGGCCUGGAGAGAGCUGGGUGGUAUAUGGGGUGACUUCCUGGGGGUAUGGCUGUGGGGUCAAGGAUUCUCCUGGUGUUUAUACCAAAGUCUCAGCCUUCGUACCUUGGAUAAAAAGUGUCACCAAACUGUAAUUCUUCUUGGAAACCUCAAGAGAAAAUAGUAUUUAAAGAAAUUGAUGGAAAACUUUCAACCUCUAAUAUCAACACUCAGCCAGAGAUGACAACAGGGACUGAGAUCCAUGUUUUGUGCUUUGUGUUGUUAUAGAAAUUGUGUACCCUUUGCUGCUUUUGAGAAUUUGUGAUGUGAAUAUUUUUGGUUACAGAUACCUCAGUGUAGUGUAAUACUGAUUAUCCAUACUUAGCAUUGUUGUCUGCCCAGAUUUCACUAGAUAGACUAAGCCUAUUAUUAUUUGAGCCUUAUUUAUCUCUGCCUAUUUCUCAACAUUCUAGAUUAUUCUACACUGAUUUCACAAUAAGCCUUUUUUUGUUUACAUUUGGAUUGACAACUCCUUAUAAUUGAAUCAAUAUGUACACAUUCAUACCAAGUACCCAUAUUUGACAUAAAAUACCCUUUACCAUACUCAAGAGUGGUAUUAUUUUCUAUUUAUGCUUAAAUAUUUCAAAAGACAAGAAAUCUUUUUAU